AUAGGAAAAAGGCAAUAUUUUUCUAUAUGGUAUCAGAGCAUUGAUCCCUAAUCUCUUUUUUUCAGAAACACUGACCUCGCCAUUACAAUGGGUGAGGAAAAUACUGCCGCUGCUGGUAAAGUUCCAGGCAAAGAAAGCCAAACCCAAGGCCUGCUUGUACUUGACUCCUCUUCGCCCUAUUUCCUCCAUUCCUCUGAUCAUCCAGGUUUAAACCUGGUUUCCAGCCCAUUAAAUGAGGCAAAUUACUCCACUUGGGUGAGAGCUAUGACUAAUGCUCUUCGGGCAAGGAAUAAAUUUUGCUUUGUUGAUGGAACCUUGUCUCGUCCGUCCAAUAGAUCUGCAGAUCUCAGUCACUGGGAAAAGUGCAACUCGUUGGUGAUCUCUUGGCUAUAUAACUCUCUUUCAACUGAAUUACAUGGGAGCGUGGCUUAUGCAGACACUGCUCGAGAGAUAUGGAUAGAUCUAAAGGAAAGAUUUUCUCAAGGGAACGCACCUAGAAUACAUGAAUUAAAGAGGGCCUUGGCUGUCACAUAUCAGGAGAAUCUCUCUGUAGCCGCUUACUAUACCAAACUCAAAGCCAUAUGGGAUGAACUUUAUUCAUACUCUCCAAUUCCGGAUUGCACUUGUGGAGCGGUUAAGGAUUUCUUGAAGGCAAGGGAGGAGGAAAAGGUACAUCAAUUUAUUCUUGGACUUAAUGAUAAUUUUAGUAGUGUUCGAUCUCAUAUUUUGCGUACAGAACCCCUCCCAAACAUUAGCAAAGCAUAUGCCUUAGUUACACGGGAAGAAAGAGAAAUUUCUCUUUGUGCCUCACGGCCAACAAAUGUAGAAGCUGCAGCUUUCAAUGUGAGAUCACAUCUAAAUCAUCGUGCAAAUCAGCUUGAUUCCAUGGGUUCAUCAUCAAAGCCUCGUGCAAAUCCAAAAUUAUGUGAUCAUUGUGGAAAGUCAGGCCAUACCAAAGAGACAUGUUACAAGUUGAUAGGAUACCCACCAAGAGAUGGACAACAGGACAAUAAUACAAGGAUCAAGAUGGACAGCAACCAGAAGGAUAGAAGGCGUAUUUUUCCAAGACAAGGGAAUUUCAAAGUCGUGAAUCAGGUCUCACAAGUACCCACAAAUGCUGCACCUAUGAUUUCUGGACUCACUCAAGAUCAAGUGAACCAACUGAUCUCAUUACUUGGUACUGAAAAGAAGCUCUCCUUAGAUGACUUUUCUGGACCUCACAACGAGGAAGCUGAUUGGGAUGGGUGAAAUGCGUAAUGGUCUUUAUUAUUUCAAGCCUUUGAAAGCAGUUUCUAUUUCAAAUGUAACUACCCCACCUUCGAUGGAGCUUUGGCACCAAAGAUUGGGGCAUCCUUCCUUUGAUAGACUUUCUUUACUAUCUAAUAAAGUCUCAUUUGAUUU
This is a messenger RNA of Rubroshorea leprosula, 1401 nucleotides long. Lineage: Eukaryota; Viridiplantae; Streptophyta; Magnoliopsida; Malvales; Dipterocarpaceae. The record is from the annotation of a GenBank genome assembly.